AUGGCCAUUGGAUGGCAGAUAUUGUGUUAUAGUGAUUACAAUUUAUUCCAGAUGACGGUUUCUCGAGUGUUUCAUGUUUUAUUUGUUGAUUCUUACGAUUCUUUUACUUAUAAUGUGGUAAGGCUGAUAGAACAACAGAAAGUUGAUGGAUAUGAUGAGAUCAAGGUUGUUAUUAUUCAUAAUGAUAAGUUUGGUGAUGUGAGUGAGUUGUUGAAGUAUGUUGUUUUGUUUGAUUGUAUUGUUGUUGGUCCUGGGCCGGGGAAUCCUAUUAAUGGGGCUAAAGAUGUUGGUAUUAUUGAUAGUUUAUUUUGUGAUGAACUGAGAGAGGUACCAAUAUUUGGUAUUUGUUUGGGGUUCCAAUCGAUGUGCUACUCUCAUAGUGCGUUAGUGAAUGAAUUGCAGACUAUCAAACAUGGUCAGGUUUACGAUAUACAUUUGAAGCAAGAUUUCAGUGAUGACUUGUUUAUGGGACAUCCUGCGACUUUUAAAUCGACUAGAUACCAUUCUUUGCAUGUCUCCAAGAUUAACGACAAGGUUAUUCCUCUGGCUAGUACCACUGAUGAAAAUGGUGAGAUCUUGAUGUCUGCAAAGAUCGAGGGGAGACCUUGGUACGGUGUCCAGUAUCAUCCGGAAUCUUGCUGUUCUGAAUUUGGUGAUUUAUUGAUUAGAAAUUUCAUUAAAAUAGCUAAUAAAAGUAAUAUCAAUAAAAAAAGACAACAGACAAAGACGAAAUUCAUGAAGGAAAACGAAGAACUCUACUUGAGUUACAUUACCGCCCUUGACAAAAGUAUUGAUAGAUCUCCCAUUUCCAAUAUUAAUUGCAACGGCAAUAAUACCGAGCAUCAAGAGUCCGAUUGUGAUGAAUCUUCUGGUUUAAAAUUACAAGAAUUCUCAGUGCCUAAGGAUCCCAAAAUUACUUUGAAAUUAUCAGAUUUAAUUGAAGACGCUAAAUUUAUCAUGGCGUCUUCUACUAUAAAUGCUAAUAGAGGCGAAUGGUCGAUAAUAGCAUUUCCAAACGAAAAUUCUACAGUCUUUACACAUUAUGAUCAGUUGCACAAGACCACUGUUCACAAAUGGAGAGAUCCAUCGUUGACUACAAACGUUCUUAACAAGGCUUUACAUAACGAUAUUAAAAACUCUUCGAUUGAGGUCAUUAAGGAGGAUAAAUCUCAUUUCUGGAAUACUAUUGGUGAUUUUAUGAAACCUAAAAUAGAUAAUAUUCAUAGUGAUAUCCCUUUUAUCGGUGGUCUAGUGGGUAUAUUGGGCUAUGAGAUGGGUUACUUUGUAUAUAAUAAAAUAAAUCCCCAAGAAAGAUUAAUACCAGAUGCCAAAUUAGUUUUUAUCGAGAAUUCAAUUGUUAUAGAUCAUAGAACUGGUUCUCUUUAUGCUAUUUCCUUAAAUAAUAAAUUCCCAAAAAACAUUUUAGCUAUUAUUGAAGAUAUCUCAAAUAGUAAAGAUGAUUCUAUUUGUGACAUUCGUUGGAACAAAGAACUACCAAAAGAUGUAAAAUUUGAUAUUACUAUACCUAAGAAGAGUGACUACGCAGAUGCAUUCGCUAAGUGUCAGCAAUACAUGCAUAAAGGUGAUUCAUAUGAAAUGUGUUUAACUACUCAAACUAAAAUUGUUCCCUCAAAAAGAAUUGAUCCAUGGAGAAUUUUCCAAACACUUGUACAAAGAAACCCAGCACCAUUCUCUAGUUAUUUUAAAUUCGAUGACAUUAUUGAUGAUAAUCAAGACAAUGUUUUAUGUUUAUUAAGUACUUCUCCUGAAAGAUUCAUCAAAUGGGACAAUGAAACUUGUGAAUUGCGUCCAAUUAAAGGCACUGUUAAGAAGGGAUCAGAUAUGACACUUGAUAAAGCUACAGAGAUUUUAAAAACUCCAAAAGAAUUUGGUGAAAAUAUGAUGAUUUUAGAUUUGAUUAGAAAUGAUUUGUAUGAGUUACUCCAUGAUGUUAGAGUUGAAGAAUUCAUGUCUGUAGAAGAGUAUGAGACUGUUUAUCAACUUGUCAGUGUCGUGAAGGGUUACGGUAUAACAAAACCAUCACCAUCUGGAGCAAUAUAUUCAGGUUUAGAUGUUUUCAAACAUUCAUUACCAGCAGGUUCGAUGACAGGUGCCCCUAAAAAGAUUACCGUUGAAAUGUUACAAAAUGAGAUUGAACAAGAUUUAAAUCCACACGUUAAUGGUGGUGUUCGUGGUGUAUAUAGUGGUGUCACCGGCUACUGGUCUGUAAAUAAUAAUGGUGAUUGGUCAGUCAAUAUUAGAUGUAUGUAUUCCUACAACAACGGUAACUCAUGGCAAAUCGGCGCCGGCGGUGCCAUAACUGUAUUAUCAUCAUUGGAAGGUGAAUUGGAUGAAAUGUACAUCAAAUUGCAUAGCGCUUUGCAGGUUUUUGAUUAA
Molecule: messenger RNA, 2397 nt
Organism: Vanderwaltozyma polyspora DSM 70294
Lineage: Eukaryota; Fungi; Ascomycota; Saccharomycetes; Saccharomycetales; Saccharomycetaceae
Gene: ABZ1
Product: 4-amino-4-deoxychorismate synthase
Exons: 1
Coding region: 1-2397 (798 amino acids)
Biological process (GO): L-tryptophan biosynthetic process
Source: RefSeq, a predicted model, not a curated record